GGCCAAGAAUGACCGCUUUGCGGCCACCCGUGCGCCGCCUCUCUCUCUGUCAACACCGAAAGCAGAGGCGUGUAAUGAUUAAUGACUCAAUGGUGGCUCAUCACCCAUUGACGACCAUUGUUGUACGCAGAGAAUAUCUCACAUACAACUUGAAUCGAGUCCCGAACCAAUUAGUUUGCGGAACAGAUUUGCUUAGUUUUUUGAAAUACUAUCAGAAUUGGAGUCUUUGGAGGAGUUAAAUUUGGUUUCUCUUCUGCUGGAGCUUUGUGCCCUUUGAAUGAUUCCUUUUCAUGGUCACUCUGGAAGAAGGAUUAUGGAUUGUGAGGCUAAAGACUCUUUACCGAGACCAAGUGGAUCUUUUGGUGAGGCAAGCAGUGUGGCUUCUUCUUUGAGGAGGCGUUCUUUAAGUUUAUCAGAUGAUGUUCCCCCUCGGCCAGAUGAUGACAUUGAAAGUGAGUUUGUUUCAGAGGCAGGAGAUUUUGGGGAUCGGGCACUUCACAGUAAUAGGUCCAGUGGAAGUGGUAGGCUUCGUUUCUCUUUUGACAAUGUGGUAGAAAAUGGUAGUGUUGUUCCCAUUCCAGAGGAUGUUCUGUUGCAAUCAUAUCGAUUUCGCUUUUAUGAUCCCACUGUAUCAAAUACUGUGUCCCCUGUAACCCCAUCGACACUGGAAAUAAUAUGUCCUCUUUCCUCUGAUGCAAUUGCACACCCCGUCAACAAAAGGAAUGAGGAUACAACAGAGUUACCAUGGUUAUUGGAGUAUAUAUCAUGUCUCAUUCAUCUUGCUCUAUUUGGCAUUCUUGGGGUCUUAACAAGGUAUUUACUGGAAAAACUGUUUGGCCCUGGGGGAGUUGGUGCAACAAGUGACCAAAGCUAUAUGUACCUUGAUCUUCCUUCAAAUAUGGUUGGUUCAUUCUUGAUGGGGUGGUGGGGCGUUGUCUUUAAAAGAGACAUAUCUAAAGUCUCAGAUCAAUUAGCCAUUGGAUUGACAACUGGUUAUUUGGGAAGCCUCACAACAUUCAGUGGUUGGAUUCAGAAAAUGCUUGACCUCAGUGUUGAAGGACAUUGGGUUUUCGCUGUGCUCGGCAUUCUGAUAGGCUUGUUCCUUGCUGCCUAUUCCAUCAUUUUUGGGAUCGAGACGGCCAGAGGUGCCAAAUGGCUUCUUCAGAGGUUAAUCAAAAGUUCAACAUGUGGCAUCUCUAGCUCGAAAAGCAAUUGGAAAGUGGACAACUGCAAGCGCCACUUGGCAGUUGUGGUGGUGCUGUUACUGAUGCUAGGCUUGUUAUACGGUUUGAGUGGAACUUGGGAGAUAAGAGAGUUUAGCAGUGGCAGUCAUGGAGCUCAGCUCUGGUUGGCUUGUAUGGUUGCGCCUCUUGGUGUAUGGAUCAGAUGGUUCUUGGCACGACUCAAUGGACGUGGCUUAGGAAAAAUGGGUUUGUUGAAAUGGGUUCCUUUCGGAACUCUGAUUGCCAAUGUAUUGGCAGCUUGUGCUAUGGCAGCUCUUGCAACAGUGAAGAAAGCAGUGAAAACCAAAACUAGCGAUACUGUUGCAACUGGUAUACAGUUUGGGAUGUUGGGCUGUUUAAGUACUGUUUCUACUUUCAUGGCCGAAUUUCAAGCGAUGAGAGAGAGCAAGAACCCUUGGCGAGCAUACACAUAUGCUGUGAGUACAAUUUUAAUUUCAUUUGCUUUGGGAACCCUGAUAUACUCCGUACCUGUUUGGACCAAAGCAUACAACUAACAUACUGAUGUUUGUCUCUUUAAUUGUUCCUUCAAGGCUUAAUGAUGUUGCCAUAGUAUAAGUAUGCCUUGGCAUACAUUAGGUCCCUUGGGCUAGCGUGUAACCUUGCUGUUAUGGUUGCUAGUAAUCAUUUAUGGAUAGUUUGACGUUGUUUUCAUGAUUUCUUACUAGUGAAUGUGCCUCUUCUGUUGGGAGAGAAGAAUUGCUGCCCCGGAAAUAUUGUGCAGUGACAAGGUAGUAAGCUUGUGGACCAAAAUUUUAUUCCUGAUGAGGAAUGUUAAU
Messenger RNA from Ilex paraguariensis (yerba mate), 2020 nucleotides. The record is from the annotation of a GenBank genome assembly. NCBI's taxonomy places the organism in Eukaryota, Viridiplantae, Streptophyta, Magnoliopsida, Aquifoliales, Aquifoliaceae.